UGCUGCUGAGCUGGAGGAGCCUUUUCUGCUCUGCCUGACUCGCUUGGGCUCCUCAACCUUGGGCUGGAGGGCAAGGAGACCCUGGCAAACCCAGGUCACUGUGUAUUAUAAAAACAGGAAGCCCCCAUGGCUCUGACCAAUGCCUUCAAGGCCGUCACCAACACACCUGGACUCCUCAUCUGGAGAAUUGAGAAAAUGGAUCUAAUAUUGGUGCCUCCGAAAGCUCAUGGCAGCUUCUUUGAAGGUGAUUGCUACGUUCUCCUCUCAACCCGUAAAUCAGGCACCACCACCACAUCCUAUGACAUCCACUACUGGAUCGGAAAAUACUCUUCACAAGAUGAGCAGGGCUGUGCUGCCAUCUAUACCACCCAACUGGAUGACUAUCUGGGUGGGACGCCUGUGCAGCACCGAGAAAUACAGGGCUAUGAGUCUGAACUCUUCAGGGGCUACUUCAAGCAGGGGGUCAUCUACAAGAAGGGGGGUGUUGCAUCUGGGCUGAACCAUGUGGAAACCAAUUUCUACGAUGUCAACCGGCUCUUGCAUGUCAAAGGCAAAAGGAAUGUCAUGGCUACAGAGGUGGAGAGGAGCUGGGACAGCUUUAACGUUGGUGACGUCUUCUUGCUGGAUCUGGGCAAAAUCAUUGUGCAAUGGAAUGGGCCAGAGAGCAACAAAGAGGAGCGCAUGAAGGGGAUGCUUCUUGCCAAAGACAUCCGUGACAGAGAGAGGGGAGGCAGGGCUGAGAUCGGGGUGGUGGAGGGGGACGAGGAAGAAGCCAGUCCAGAUUUGAUGAAGGUGCUGGAGAAAGAGCUUGGAGAGAGGCUGCAGGCGAUCAGGCCGGCCAUUCCUGAUGAGGUGGUGGAUCAAAAGCAGAGGACCCACAUCUCGCUCUACCGAGUGUCAGAUUCUGGAGGGAAAAUGCAGAUCACAGAAGAAGCCCAGCGGCCCUUGGUACAAGAGAUGUUAAGCCAUGAUGACUGCUAUAUAUUGGAUCAUGGUGGGAUGAAAAUCUACGUAUGGAAGGGGAAAGGAGCCACGAAAGUGGAGAAACAGACAGCCAUGUCUAAGGCCCUGGAAUUUAUGAAGAUGAAAGGCUACCCUCCCACCACCCACCUGGAGACUGUGCAUGACGGAGCUGAGUCGGCCAUGUUCAAGCAGCUGUUCCACAAAUGGACAGUCCAGGACCAGGCAGUUGGGCUUGGAAAAGCCCACAGUGUGGGCAAAAUUGCUAAAGUCAACCAGGAGAAAUUUGAUGUCACCAUCUUGCACACUCAACCAGCAUUGGCAGCUCAGGAGAGGAUGGUGGAUAAUGGGGAAGGGAAGGCAGAGGUCUGGCGGGUAGAGAACCUGGAGCUGGUGCCUGUGGAGUCGCGAUGGCAUGGAUUCUUCUAUGGUGGGGACUGUUAUCUCAUCCUAUACACCUAUGAGGUCUACAGGAAACCCCAUUACAUCUUGUACAUUUGGCAGGGACGCCAUGCUACCGUUGAUGAGCUUGCAGCCUCAGCAUACCAUGCGGUGGAAGUGGACCAGCGGCUCAAUGGGGAGCCUGUUCAGGUUCGAGUGAUGAUGGGCAAGGAGCCACGCCAUUUCCUGGCUGUGUUCAAAGGCAAGCUUGUCAUCUUUGAGGGCGGGACAUCCCGGAAAGGUGGCCAAGAAGAGGAAUCCCCAGUGAGGCUCUUCCAGAUCCGUGCAAUGGAUGGCACCAACACUAAGGCCAUGGAGGUGCCGGCUUCUGCAUCCUCUCUCAACUCCAACGACGUCUUCCUGCUCAAGACCCAGGGAGAUCAUUACCUGUGGUAUGGAAAGGGUUCCAGUGGUGAUGAAAGGGAAAUGGCUAAGCAGCUGGCCACAACUCUCUGUGAUGGGCUUCAAGAGACGGUGGUGGAAGGCCAAGAACCGACAGAGUUUUGGGAGCUGCUUGGAGGCAAAGCCCCGUAUGCAAGUGAGAAAAGGCUACAACAGGAGUUCCCCGAUCACCCUCCUCGGCUCUUCGAAUGCUCCAACAAAACUGGACGCUUUGUGGUCCUCGAGAUAACAGAUUUCACCCAAGACGACCUAUGUGAAAGUGAUGUUAUGCUUUUGGACACCUGGGACCAGAUUUUCUUAUGGAUUGGCAAAGAAGCCAAUGCAGAAGAGAGGAAAGAGGCCCUGACGACAGCUCAAGAAUACCUGCAGACCCACCCCAGUGGGAGAGAGACCGACACUCCCAUCCUGAUCAUCAAGCAAGGUUUUGAGCCUCCCAACUUCACAGGCUGGUUCCUGGCAUGGGAUCCGAAUCGCUGGAGUGAAAGGAAGACCUACGAGGAGCUGAAGAAGGAACUGAGAGAUGCCAACAGCGUUGUCAGAACCACAGCUGAUCUGGACAACGUAUCCCUUGCCCCCAAACUGGGGACUGUGGAUGGCAGCAGCAAUCAUCAAACCUACCCUCUAGAAGUCCUUCUGUCCAACCAAGAAGAACUACCUGAAGAUGUGGAUCCUGCUAAGAAAGAGAAUUUCCUGUCAGAUGAAGACUUUCUGAGAGUAUUUGGAAUCCCCAGAGAAGAAUUUGCGGCUUUCCCAACUUGGAAACAGCUUCUCAUAAAGAAAGAAAAGGGACUUUUCUGAAGAAAAAUAAUGUCGGCUUUCUAGAUGUGGCAGAGGCACCUAUGGUUGUUCCCAAGCUAUUUGGGGGCCUGCCCAAAAUCCAGAAGCAGCUUGGCUUACAGCGGGAGUCUGUGUAUUCUGCCUUCCAAUGCUACAUCCUCUCUGUGCCUACUUGUGCUUUGAAUGUUGAUUUCAUGUAUUUUACUCAAAGCUGCUGCUGCUCCCCAGAAAGUUAAUUUUUUUACAUAUUCCUUUUAUUUCCUUAAUUCACUUUCACACCAGUUUACAGAAGUGAGAAAACUAACCUGCGUUAAGACAUUGUUGCUAAGGCUUGAGAAAAUAUAGUGAUAGCAACUGGCAAAGAUCUACUGUAUUUCUGCCUAAGGGAAGAGCAGUUCCCAGAGAUCUGAGCCAUAUGAAGACUGUUUUUUUUUAAAUAACUGUACUGAUGAUACAAAUAUUAAAAAAGGGCUUGCCAAGUUCUACCUGACACGCAGCUAUUCUCAAGAAAUCCUGAGACUUGUAGUUUUCUAUAUAAAAGAAGUAUUACAGU
This is a messenger RNA of Pogona vitticeps (central bearded dragon), 3133 nucleotides long. RefSeq names its product advillin (gene AVIL). The record is from RefSeq and is a predicted model, not a curated record. Gene Ontology annotation, biological process: barbed-end actin filament capping; cytoskeleton organization; actin polymerization or depolymerization. Gene Ontology annotation, molecular function: phosphatidylinositol-4,5-bisphosphate binding; actin filament binding. Gene Ontology annotation, cellular component: actin cytoskeleton; cytoplasm. NCBI's taxonomy places the organism in Eukaryota, Metazoa, Chordata, Lepidosauria, Squamata, Agamidae.